Synchytrium microbalum is the source of this 5376-nucleotide messenger RNA. RefSeq lists its product as uncharacterized. Gene Ontology annotation, cellular component: HIR complex; nucleus. Gene Ontology annotation, biological process: chromatin organization. Bases 1 to 5376 code for a protein of 1791 amino acids. The record is from RefSeq and is a predicted model, not a curated record. NCBI's taxonomy places the organism in Eukaryota, Fungi, Chytridiomycota, Chytridiomycetes, Synchytriales, Synchytriaceae. Gene Ontology annotation, molecular function: nucleosome binding; protein binding. The transcript has 27 exons.
AUGGCACGUAUUUUUAUUGUCGUUACAUCCUCAUUUGAUCUGAUCCAACCUCACCUCCUUCGCAUUUUACUACAGCUGCGAUUUGCCGUCUUAAAUGAUCCAACUCUGCCCUCUGGCAGCAAGAUUGCCCAGGAAAGGAGUAAAGAAGUCGAGGUCGAGAAUGCUCUGGCCGACUUUACAAAGACUCUUCAUUCUUACCGACAAGGACGCGUCCAAGAAGCUAAACAAUCCUUGGAAUCCUUACUCGCUCUGGAUUUCAUGAAUGAUGCACUACCUCCUACACCAGAUAUUCAAGGAUCACACAUCCAUGCGAUACAAUACCUAGUGAGGAAGAACUAUGCUGCCAUACUAGAGUCUGAAGGUCGUAAGCAGGAAGCAGCUGAUUACCUUGCUCACGCCUUGACGAUCGAUCCAACGGACGUGACUACUUGUUGCAAGUUGGCUACACUUGCUAAAGAUUUGAAAGACCUGGAGCUUGCUCAAUUCGCUUAUGAAGAAGCUGUUCGUCAUGCUAAUGGAUAUCAGAAAUUGUCAUGCUUGAGAGAUUUGAGUGAGGUCUUGUAUGAUCGAGGUGACUAUUCAGAGUGUCUCCGGCGAGUCAAACAAGUCUUGAAAGUCGAGUCGUUCUGGGCUCGUGGAAUAUGGUUGAAACACGACAUUGUUUCAUCAUUUGUGCAAUCAGCUCAACAGUCACAUGCACUUGAAUCAUCCUUGGAUGCUUCUGAUAUCGUGGAGUUUCACAACUAUCCGAAUACAGCUAUGGAUGAACUCAUCGCCAAACAUCCAGAAAUUGCUCGACCACGUAAUGCUAUUAUCCCAACAAAUACUCCAAUCGAACGCAAGGCAUACGUCUUGGAUGAAUUGAGUUGGAAUACUCUUGGGCGUUUACUUUUGCAGAUUCUUGAGGAGAGAAUAAAAUUGUCACCAAAUCUACACACUAUGGUCGGAGGUCCUAUCGUAAUUGAACUCGCACCAGAAAUUGCAGUGAUUUCGCCCAUAGUAAUUGACGACGACGUGCCUCCACCACCUAUAGUCAUUAAUCAAAUGCCUCCAGAUCCAGAUGUAAUGAUCGUAGGAGAAGACGAUACUUCCGAUAUAAUGAGUGCUAUGCAAGAUGGUGCCACUGUCUCUGGCGGUGAGCAAAAACGAAGACGUACCACCACCACUGGAGAUGAAGAUCGACGAAAAUCGAGACGUAUGAAAGAAAAAACCGUCUUGAAUGAACCAUCCGAAAUAUCUGUGGACGAUGAAAUGAAGGAUGCUUUGGAGAGAUGGUUGCCAAAACCAUGGACUAUAUACGGACUAUCAGAUGAUAUUACUCCAAGUCCUGUACCAGACCCGGACGUAUACGUUUCAAGAGUUGGUGGCAAGUUGGGUGCCCUGUUUCCAAUGGAUUUUGCGUUUAGUGGAAGGGCUACGCCAGCAUCAAUCUCUACAAACGAUGAUCCAUACUUUGGCUCGACAGCUCCAAUACGUGACUUUCUAGCUCACAUUCCCAGGAACGCAGAUAUACUCGAUAUAAUGCGUCAGUUUGUCAUUCAUUUGAUUGUGGAACCUGCGUUUUCGACUAGAGCUUGGCCUGUCGAAUUACGUACAACCAUAUUUGAGACUAUUUGUAAAGUUGAAGAGCAUUCGAGUUUACUCUCAUAUAUUCGGAACUCAUAUCCGAUCUUAUGGUGGUCUGAUGCUGAUGUGAUGGAAGUUGAAUCUGUCGAAUGGAAUGAUUCUAUGGUGCUGAAGAUAUUUUUGACUGUCGGAGAAUUAGCGUUGGAUGCAUUACCACCAGCUCCUAGAAUUGAUUCCGGGCGUAAAGUCAUUCCCGCCCCGCAACUCGCUGUCCCUGCGACAGGUCGUGGACGCCAACGAGCAGACAAAAUCGGAAAGGAUGGGCCUGUAGCUCCUGCUUCAGUGUCUGUCUUUCAUAACACUCUGGCAUACUUGAUUGCUCUUAAUUCAAGAAUAUUUGCUGAUCAAAGUAUUGAGUCUGAUAUUGUCGUCAGGUAUCUAUGUUUCUUGGGUCGAGCUGAGGAGCGAGCAGGUCGAAAUGAAGCUGCUCUGAACUCUUAUGAGCUGUGUCUGGACUUGUUGGAUGAGGGUGACGAUGUUAGCUUGUUGCAUAGUACAAGUCUCUCUCACAUCAACAAGGCUACAAUAUUGACCAAAAUACGUGCCAUUCGAUCCCAAAGUCACGUUUGGCAAGCCUUGCGUGAUUAUGAAGCCAAAGAUUAUGCAGCAGUUGCUCGUCGUCUUGUACCCAUUUUGCUCUUUGAACCAGAGCAAGGUACUACUGUCGAGCCCGUCACAAAUCAUAUCGACGAACAAGAAUCAUUGGAGCAUGAUGUGGUUUCAAAUGCCAUGAAGUAUGUGAGAGCAGAAUGUACAUUUGAGCAGAGGUUUAAAUUGUAUCAUAUACUUGAAAGGAGUCUCUUCAAGAUUGGGCAGAAUGGAGAUGGAUUGAUGUGUCUCAUGAGAGCCCUUAUUGACACAGUGCGUAAUAUUGAGCAAAUUGAUGCUUCCAACGAGGCCAUGAAUGCUGACAAGCUUACGAUGAUACUCGGGCAAAUCAUUAGAUUCUUUGAAACCCAUUCACUCUCUGAUACACUACUACUAUUUGCAAGCAGCUCUAACGUCACAUAUAAAUCAUGGUCAUUCACAAUGACGAAACAAGUCCUAUGCACCUUCUUAUCCUCUAUAUUUUUACUAUUACGACUAUCUUGGUAUGUUGCCAAGCACGAAAUUGAGAUUCUGAGUAGUUCUACUGCACGUAAUCAACCACGCAAAGAAGCCAUGAAGCUCUUCUUGACACAUAUAUGGCAUUUCUCUAUUGAUUUGUGGACAUUCCUGUAUACUGAUGAAGGUCGUAGAUUCACAAACUUGUUGGGAGCUGUGGAGCCAGCAUCAGUCGCAUCAAGUCAGAAUAUAUCUGAGGACUUGUCGACAAGUGACGACUCGAGAGAUCCUCUUGCUGAGGUGAUGAAGGUUAUGCAUGAUUUGUUGGGUCUUCAUGGUAUCUGCUGUUUGGAUGACGCUGCAUUGAUGCGUUCCUCCAUGGCGCAUUUCAAAUCUCUCACGAAAUUGAACUUGUAUGAACGCGAAUUGUAUCAGAUCUUUUACUGCUUGUAUGGUGUCUUGAUUCAGGUUGAACAAGAUGCUAACAUUGACGAGCAUGCAACUAUACCAAAAACAUUCGGUAGAGAAGCUGCCUCCGAAUGUUUUGAUAUCUUGUCUGAACAUUUGAUGCGAAAACUUUUCAAUGGUGGAACGAAUUUACGUACCUCCAUUGAAGUACGUGCCAAUUUGCAACAGAUUGCUGAUGCUAUUGGACCAUUGCCUCAGAAUGUGCGACUUCUGCUCAAUAGGGAGGCCAUUGACAAGUACCUCACAUCGGAUAUUGAUGUGUCUGCCAUUUCAUUUGGUCGAUCUUCAUCGCUUUAUGUGUGGGAUAUAGAGGAGAAAUCUAUGUCACAUGUCCACUUCACAAUACAUGGUCUACAAGGCAAGCUGGCAUGGUCUCAACAUAAAGGUAAACAGCAAAAACACAAACGUGGAUCUGAAUUUCUUGGAAUAUGCUCUGCAGAGUUUCUGAUCAACCUGCAGUUAAAUCCACACAGUCGAGAUGCUUGGAUUUGUCUUGGUCAAACAUUUGCCGCUGAAUCGUAUGAAGCCCUUGCAUGGUCUGCUAAGGAGAUUAUAGAGCAUCGCAAGAACAUUGCGGAUCUUCAAAAGGCAAAUCAUAUCAGGUUGAAGAUGAAGAGAGAUACAUCUCACCAGAACUCUUACUCACCAUGGGGUGAAUUGAGUUUCCUAAUUGACUCCAUCAUCUCACAGCCCAUGAGUGGAUAUGCACUACGAUCUCAAAGCUUACGAGUCAACAAGAUUUGGGCUGAUCGUGAAAAGGCCGUACUAGGGACUGGUCUACAACAACGAGAUAUCAGUCCACCACGUCUCGUCAGUGGCGAUUUCGAAGAUCAUUUGCAGUCAUCACGAGCUGCUUUACUUCGAGUUGCUGUUUGGACAUUGAGGAAGCGUAUGCACGAAGAACCUAUUGAAUGGCAUUGGCCAUUUUUGAUGGGUAAAAUGUAUGAGAAGCUUGGAAAGGACUUUGAUGAAACCUUUGCUUGGUAUGAAAGAGCCCUUCAAUUGGUACCUGAAGAAUGGACAACCAAAGAUCAGGAGCAUAUAUUGGAUGUCAAAGUCAAGUUUCUCAGUUAUCUUGCUAAGAGCUUACACAAGGGUCUCAUUACCCCUGAAGCCGUAUGGGAAAAGCUUGCAUUGCUUGGAGUAACGAAAACGACAGAAGCUGAGCCCAUAUCGCCAACACAUUCGGAUGAUGCUCGUUCUGAAGCAUUCUACAAAUUGUGUACGCAGCUGCGUCUCAUUAAGUUGAUGGACAAGAAACGGUGGCAGCACAAACCGUAUUAUCGGCUUGCUUGGAUUCUUUAUCACGCAUUCCAUGAUGUCCAAGCUGCUAGAGCAGAGAUUUCGAUUCUGUUUGCAGUCAAAAGUAAAAGUUACAUCAAUUUCUGGAGGUCUGAAUUCGAAAGACCUGGCAAGCAUUACGUCUAUGCUGAAAAGUACACAAUCUUCUUCAUUCAAUUAUUGGAUGAGACGGAAGAUUAUGAGACAUUACUAUUACUUGCCAAGAAGAUUCGCAAGGCUGAUGAUACUCUCUUGACAUGGAAUAAAGUGUUUGCUCUGGCGUUCAAUGCUUGUCUGAAGGGAAUGAAAAAACAAGCUAUAAACUUCACAUUUGGUCCCACCAUUGUCGGUCGAAUCAAGAAUGCCGACUUGGAAAGGAAUUCUGCCGUACUUCAAACCGAAGUGUUUAAAGUAUUGGAGAAUCCUACAACCAGAGAAGCAGCAACAGACUUUGCGUUACUAGUCAAGUGCUUUGAGCUCAGAAAGGCCAAUGAUCGAGCAGUCGAUGAUUCAGAAUUGGAAGAAAUCAUGUUUGGCUUGUAUUCCAAGAUAUAUGAUAAUUUCAUGGCAACAUCCCCAGCUGCUAGUGUUGUUGAUCAGAUCGGAGUACCUGCUGCAGCAGGGGAAGGUAAACCGGUUACAGCUGCCGCUGUCAUGAAGAAGAUAACACUUCUGUGUCGCAAUCCACCAAAGGCUGUAAAUCCACAAGCUCCGGCAGAGCCUGAACCUGCAGAAGCUGAUGAGAAUACGCGACAAGAAGAAGGCCCAGCUGGCGGAGAGCAACAAGAAGAUUCAACGGCAGCACGAGUCGACCAUGAAGGGGAUGUAGAGAUGGGGAAACAAGAUGAUAUAAAGCCUGACUCGCCAACGCGUGAGGAGCAUACUGCAACAAGUCAACCUACUGUAUUGAAAAGUAGUAGACUUGCUGCAAAGAGGGAAGCUAGUAAAAAACUGUAA